This is a messenger RNA of Macadamia integrifolia, 1274 nucleotides long. Its product is annotated as methyl-CpG-binding domain-containing protein 11-like. The coding region runs from base 16 to 1017 and encodes 333 amino acids. The transcript has a single exon. Gene Ontology annotation, molecular function: DNA binding. NCBI's taxonomy places the organism in Eukaryota, Viridiplantae, Streptophyta, Magnoliopsida, Proteales, Proteaceae. The record is from RefSeq and is a predicted model, not a curated record.
CAUGUAUCUUUGUUCAUGUGUGUUCCGUUGCAGUUUAUGCCCAAAAGAGGAGGGACACCAAAGAAAAAUGAGAUAAUUUUCAUUUCUCCAAUCGGGGAGGAGAUCAUUAAUAGGAAACAGCUGGAACAAUACCUGAAGUCACACCCUGGUGGUCCUGCGAUAUCUGAGUUUGAUUGGGGGACUGGUGAGACACCAAGGAGAUCUGCGCGAAUCAGUGAGAAGGCCAAGGCAGCUCCUCCACCAGAACCUGAGCCUCCAAAGAAACGAAGCAGGAAAUCACUAAAGAAAGUUACUAAAGAGACAGAAGUUGUUCCUGAAGAAACAGAAGAGAACAAAGAAAACACACAAGAUGCUGAAAUGGCUGAUAAGAAGAAUACAGAAACAAAGAAAGAAGAAGAUGUUGUUGCCAAGGAAAAUCAAGGUUUGAAUGAAGACAAAACUCAUGAGGAUAAAGGGCCAAUCAAAACGGAAGAAGCUGCACCAGAAGGAGCCCCAGUUGCAAAAAUGGAAACUGAAAAUGACACUGAGGUAACCAAUAAGGAUAAUACAGGAACAGAAGGUGAGCCUGCUGAAAGGAUCCAGGAAAGGAAGGAAGUACAAUUGUCUGAUGAACAGUUGACUGACAUGAAUGAUGCUAAAAGAGAAGUUAAAAUGAAGGAACAGGUUACAACAGAGGAGGUGGUGCUGCCACAGGCAGAAGCCGAGAAAAAUGAUGGGUCGAAACCAGAGAAAGAUAUUUCCAAUGAAAUGAACAGUGUAAUGGAUUCGGAAGAAAAAGAGAAACCCAGCAAAAGUGCAGCUGAAACCAUGGAACAGACGGGGGAGAAACAAGCAGCAAACGGAAACAAUGAGGAACACACUUCAACAGUUGAAGAGAAAGGAAAGAAAAUGGAGGGGGAAGCGAUGGAGAAUGGCAGCCGCAAAGGUGAUGCUGGUGAGUCCAAGUCUCGAGAGGUCAAUCAAAUGGGGCGAGUCGAUUCCCAGCAAUCUCCUGCCCCCUCCGCGGUGAGCUGCUGAAUGUAUUUUCUCCCUUCACUCUUUUAUUGCCUCUUUAUGUCUCCAUCUUGGGUUUUUUGGAUGACUGUAAUAUUAAAUGUUGAUGCCAGCCAGAUCUAAUUUAUACUUGUAACUUGGUAGAGUAGGUUUUUGAUGCAGGAAGUAACUGUUGCAUUUAGAAGAUGUUGAUUGUACUUUUGUAAUGAUCUCUGUAAACGUAGGUGUUUUGACACUGCUGAUAUGUUCUGUUAUAAACUUAUAAUUGUGUAUCAAGUUAA